CUAAAAAUAUCUGGACGGACAUUAAGUGGUUCAACAAGUAACGCUCUGAUGGAUGACAGAGAAUUUCCACCAAAUGAUCUGCAAAUAGACUCAAAGGACAGUCUUUCUGCUAACUGUAGGGUAGAAAGUUUGGCAUCUCAUUUGAUCCCUUCAGCUGAUGAAAAUGAAAAUCAACUUGACAGUGAUGGGAAUGAAGUUCUGACCACUAGUAGCUUUACUAUGGGACGCCAGGAUAAAGGUGAACAGGAUAGCAUCAAUAAUAAUGAGAAUAUGGACAGUGGAGACUAUGUCCCAAGCUGUAAGGAAAGUGAGACUGAGAGGACAUCUGUAAAUGUCCAUAUGGACCCCCAGCUGGAGGAAAAGCCUAUUACAGAAAAACAGCCAGGUGGAAAAAGAAGUCCAAGAAGCAAAAGAAGCUCCAGUAAAAAAUCUAAAGGAGUUUCUACAGUGGGAAUCACAGCAAUCAAGGAGGAAAAUGCUCUUAUUACAGAUACAGAUUAUGUGCAGGCUGAAAGUGCUGUUGAAGCAAAGGAAAACUUUCACUCAAAAGAACAAAAACAAAUGUUACAGUCUCUUUUCUCUUUGCUCCGUGAAGAGGUUGAGCAGAUGGAUUCCAAGGUACUGCCCCUGUGUCUCCAUCAGAUAGCAGAGACCUAUUUUCAAGAGGAGGAAUAUGAGAAGGCAAUGAAGUUCAUUCAGCUUGAACGAUUGUAUCAUGAGCAGCUGCUUGCAAAUCUUUCUUCCAUACAGGAGCAGUGGGAAAAGAAAUGGAAAACAGCGGUUCCUAGUCCAGUUACAGAACUGAGGAAUUCAGCUAAAGAACUGAGCGGUGAAGAGCUGGAAAAGCUUACUAGAGUUUGCUCUUCACAUCAACAGCCACAGGCAUCCAAAAAUAAGCUAGUAGCUGCAGAAAAUGCAUGGGAAAGUGGUUGUUUGCCUCAGUUAUUGGAAACCAAAAGUUUAAAGGAAAGAGAAGCUGCUGCUUUUAAAUCAG
This is a messenger RNA of Acanthisitta chloris (rifleman), 994 nucleotides long. Its product is annotated as consortin-like. The record is from RefSeq and is a predicted model, not a curated record. Gene Ontology annotation, cellular component: transport vesicle; trans-Golgi network; plasma membrane. The transcript has 7 exons. Lineage: Eukaryota; Metazoa; Chordata; Aves; Passeriformes; Acanthisittidae. Gene Ontology annotation, biological process: positive regulation of Golgi to plasma membrane protein transport. The annotation marks the transcript as partial. Gene Ontology annotation, molecular function: connexin binding.